This is a messenger RNA of Akanthomyces muscarius, 4215 nucleotides long. RefSeq lists its product as uncharacterized. Bases 1 to 4215 code for a protein of 1404 amino acids. Gene Ontology annotation, biological process: phosphorylation; regulation of DNA-templated transcription; phosphorelay signal transduction system. The record is from RefSeq and is a predicted model, not a curated record. The transcript is spliced from 2 exons. NCBI's taxonomy places the organism in Eukaryota, Fungi, Ascomycota, Sordariomycetes, Hypocreales, Cordycipitaceae. Gene Ontology annotation, molecular function: phosphorelay sensor kinase activity; protein binding.
AUGAGCAACCCGCAGGCUGAUCGACCCGAUGAGCGUCCAUCCGACAAUGCUGCGCGCCAUCAACAGCGUCCCUCUCAACCCCUCUUGACCGAUCAGGAUCCCUCUCCGCUCCCCUUGGACGCCGGUCGAGAGUCGGUCACGUCCCCCAGCGUUGCCUCGGAUUCCUACAUGGACUUCCCCUCGGCCGCCACUGAGGUCAGCGAUCUCGUUUUCCCGAUACGCUCUGUUGUCGGUGUCGACAAGGCCAGUGUCAAGUCGGACGCCGAUGAGCAGGCCUCGCGCCACUCGUACGCUGGCUCCGUUGGAACCCCGGUCGCUCCAAGGCCGACACGACAGCGGGGUGCUACCAUAGAUACUCGGCCUGGCUCCGUGCCUCCCUCGCCUGCGGCCAUGUCGCCCGUUGGCCGUGGUCGCUCCAGAGCGACUGUCGAGCUAAACGCCAGCGCCCAGGCCGACGGAUCUCGCUUUGCCUCUUCCGCCGCACCAAUCGAGCUCGACAUCGGAGCAUCCGAUCCCGGUAGCGACGGUGAAUCGGGCGCUCUUGGGCGAUCUGGUCUCCAAGCUGAGCCAGACAUGUCAUCUAUCAUCUCCGAAGCCCAGUCUUCUGUCGACAUUCCUUUGGUCACGGCUCGUUUUUCCCACAUCGACACGGAAGAGGGCCACUCCAUCAUCACAGGAAGAGAUGGUGUGCUGCAGCAGUGUGAGGAUGAGCCCAUCCAUACACCUGGUGCUGUCCAGGGCUUUGGCUGUCUGUUAGCUAUGCACGAGGAAACUGACGGCAACUUUCUCGUCCGCUAUGUCAGCGAAAACUCGAAACGUUUUCUUGGAUACUCGCCCAGGUCCCUCUUUCGCUUGACCAACUUUUUUGACAUCAUGACCGACGAUCAGCAGGACAACCUCCUCGACCAUAUCGACUUCAUCAAGGACGAGGACGCUGAUCCCGCUACCAAUGGACCUGAAAUUCUCAGCAUCUCUAUCCGACACCCGAAAAUUGGCAGAGCUGUUAAGCUCUGGUGCGCUAUCCACAUCAAUGCUGCUCACCCAGACCUUGUCAUUUGUGAGUUCGAGCUGGAUGAUGACCAAGAGAAUCCUCUACGCCCUCCCAACGAGCUUACCCCCGAUGCCCCAACCGACACACUCGACAGCAACCCGUCUGAACAAGCUCUUCAAGAAAGCACGGAGAUGAUCAGUAAACCUCUCCGAAUUCUUCGGAGUGCGCGCAAACGACGCGGCGAGCAAGGGGCCAUGCAAGUCUUCGACAUUCUAUCUCAGGUGCAGGACCAGCUGGCCUCUGCAACCUCGCUUGAAAUGUUUCUCAAGAUCCUUGUUGGAAUCGUCAAGGAACUUACAGGCUUUCAUCGCAUCAUGAUAUAUCAGUUUGACUCGACGUUCAAUGGCAAGGUUGUCACAGAACUGGUUGAUACCUCGCACACCCUUGACCUUUACAAGGGACUGCACUUUCCUGCUUCGGAUAUCCCGCGUCAGGCCCGUGAGCUGUAUAAAGUAAACAAGGUACGACUGCUAUACGAUCGUGACCAGCCUACAGCUCGAAUGGUUUGCCGGUCGCAGCAAGACUUGGAAAUUCCUCUGGAUAUGACACAUGCGUAUCUUCGAGCCAUGUCACCGAUUCACAUCAAGUAUCUCGGCAACAUGGAGGUUCGAUCUUCCAUGUCCAUUUCUAUCAAUGCAUUCAACGAGCUUUGGGGCCUGAUAGCCUGCCAUUCCUAUGGCGAUCAUGGCAUGAGAGUGUCGUUUCCUGUUCGCAAACUAUGUCGAUUAGUUGGCGAAACAGCAUCUCGAAAUAUUGAACGACUUUCAUAUGCUUCCCGCCUUCAAGCCAGGAAGCUAAUUAACACUUCACCUACCGACAAGAACCCCUCGGGCUACAUUGUGGCAUCCUCCGAUGACCUGUUAAGACUCUUUGAUGCUGACUGCGGUCUCCUUUCGAUCAAAGACGAGACAAAAGUCCUGGGUGUAAUGGAGCACAGCCAAGAAGCAUUGGCGUUACUCGAGUACCUGCGCAUGCGGAGACUUACAUCGGUUCUCGCGUCGCAGGACGUCGGACUUGACUUCCCUGACCUGCGAUACCCUCCUGGAUUUCACUCCAUUGCUGGAUUUCUCUAUGUUCCACUGAGCGUUGGCGGUAACGAUUUCAUCGUCUUCUUCCGCAAAGGCCAACUCAAAAAAGUACAAUGGGCAGGGAAUCCGUACGAGAAGAACAUCCGACAAGGAACUGCCGCAUAUCUUGAGCCGAGAGCAAGUUUCAAAGUCUGGAACGAAACCGUUGUUGGCAAAUGUCGUGAAUGGGACGAGGAACAAGUUGAGACAGCCUCUGUUCUUUGCCUCGUAUACGGCAAAUUUAUCGAAAUAUGGAGACAAAAGGAGGUUGCGGUACAAAACACGAAGCUGACUCGACUUUUGUUGGCCAAUUCUGCGCAUGAGGUCCGAACGCCUUUGAAUGCCAUCAUCAACUAUCUGGAGAUUGCACUCGAAGGUAGCCUCGAUAACGAAACCAGAGACAACCUUGUGAGAUCUCACUCGGCAUCCAAAUCCCUCAUCUACGUCAUCAAUGAUCUCCUCGAUCUGACCAAAGCGGAAGAAGGCCAAAACCUCAUCAAGGACGAGGUUUUUGAUCUUGGGGCCUGCAUUCAGGAAGCAACGGACCCAUUCAGGAUUGAUGCUGACAGGAAAGGCCUGGCCUAUGAAGUGAUCCGUUACGAUGGAUUGCCCAAAUUCAUCUACGGAGACUCGCGCCGGGUAAGACAAGCCCUGUCAAAUGUCACUGCCAACGCAGUCAAGCAUACUCAGGAAGGUUCCGUCAAAAUCAGCAUUCAUGUUACGGAUUUGGAAGAGAAACAAGCAACCAUUGAGUUUGAAGUGACGGACACUGGCUCAGGAAUGGAUUCUCGCCAAUUAGAUGCUCUCUUCCGGGAUUUGGAGCAAGUCAGUGCUAGUAAUUUAGAGCCAGUGGAAUCGCCCGAUCGAGGAGACAAGCCUGAUUCGCGAACUCUUGGACUGGGCUUGGCUGUGGUUGGUAGAAUUGUGCGCAACAUGAAUGGGCAGCUCAGGUUGACGUCUGAGGUUGGAAAGGGCUCCCGGUUCAUCAUCCAGCUUCCAUUCCAGCUACCUGAUAGUGAACUUGAUGCAGCAAGAUCAGGCGGAUCGUCGGUGCGCCAUAUCAGGCAAGCCUCACAGCGUGAAUCGAAGCGACCAGACGGGGAGAUAACGCUGGUGCAUAAAACGUCAGACUCAACCGUUCCUACACUGAGAGAAACCAGCAUCGGUAGUGGUGCUAGUCGUCGCAGCGGCAGCGCAGGGAGUCGUGGAAGCUACGAAAGCGCUAAGAGUGACGCGGAUCGUCUUAUAGACGCUAUCCAAACACCCAUGGCUUCUUCAAACAAUGAGGUCGACUACUUCAAUCCCAGGCGACACUCGAAGAGCAGUGCCAGCUUGUCUGCCUCCUUCUCCGGCUUGUCAGCUGGUCGUGCGUCGCCAGAGCAGUCUAAGCCCCAGGGCAUCUUGAAGUCGCCGCCGCGCACUGACACAGGUUCUGUAUCAGUCAAGGAUUCCAAGACACCGAUCAAGGCGGUAAAAAUGCCCGAUGAAUUUGGACGCGAGUCCCAACAAGUCACAGGCACAGCGCGGCCUGAAAAACUUGUUGAGCUUGGGAGCCAAUUCAGGCGGCCACGAAUCGAAAGUUUCGCGCAGGAGAUUCCUCUGAGGACUCUUAUAGCAGAAGAUGACCCUAUCAAUCUAAAGAUUGUGAGAAAGCGUCUUGAGCGUGUUGGCCAUACAGUGACUCACGCUGUCAACGGCGAGGACUGUGCCGCUCUCUUCAAGUCGAGUGCCUCAGGGGUGGACGCGAUUCUGAUGGAUAUGCAGAUGCCCAUUGUGGAUGGACUGACGAGCACGAAAAUGAUUCGCUCAAUAGAAAAGGACAUGGGGCAAGAAGGCCGGUCCGACAUGGCUAAGCGCAACGGACGGGUGCCGAUCAUUGCAGUCUCUGCAUCCUUGGUUGAGAAGGAGCGUCAAACGUACAUUGAUGCCGGUUUCGACGGCUGGAUAUUGAAGCCGAUUGACUUUAAGCGUCUCAGUGUGUUGAUGGGAGGCAUCCACGAUGAUGCGGCGAGGGACGCGAGCGUCUACGCGCCAGGACAGUGGGAAGCGGGUGGCUGGUUCGCCAAGCGGUUGAGAGAAGCAGAAGGCGAUCCAUGA